CUGGAAUUAAGAAUUAAACAGACAAACACCGUUGAUGUUCGAUGUGUUUGAUUACACUGAUUUGAUCGUCCGCCAUUUUAGUUUAAUUAUUAGAGGAGUGAUAGAGAUUUUGGGGCGAAUUUACGCUUAAAUUGGUGUAUAUUUUGAGUGCUUGGGUGAUUGAGGCUUGAAAGAUGUCGAUUGAAUAUUUGCAAGUGGCUGAAGAUGAAGGUGAAGAACCAAUUGAACUUCCAACGGAAGACGAUGGAACUCUUUUACUCAGCACUCUCUCUGCCCAGUUUCCUGGUUCUUCUGGCUUGAAAUACAAAAAUCCAGAAACGAAAACUUUUAGGGGCGUUCGACUGUCCGAAGGGAGACUUCAUCCACCACCUGACGGCGGAUGGGGUUCUCAAGUUUUUUACUGCGUAUUUCCUAAAGAGAAUAAACGAAAGAGUGAUGACAAUCUGGAGAAUUCAACUGCAAAAACGAAACGUAUGGAAACUAAGUUACGUUGUACUGAUUUGAUUGUGCUUGGUUUGCCUUGGAAGACGACUGAGCAAAAUUUGAGAGAGUAUUUUGAAACGUUUGGUGAGGUGCUGAUGGCGCAAGUGAAGAAAGAUCCCAAAACAGGACAGUCCAAAGGAUUUGGAUUUAUCAGGUUUGCAUCGUAUGAAUCUCAGAUGAGAGUUUUAGCACAGAGGCAUAUGAUUGAUGGAAGGUGGUGUGAUGUGAAAGUACCCAAUUCGAAAGAAGGUUUGAUACAGCAAGUUCCUUGCAAAGUUUUUAUCGGAAGGUGUACCGAAGAUUUGACGUCUGACGAUUUGCGAGAUUAUUUCGGCAAGUUCGGCGAAGUCACUGACGUGUUCAUUCCCAAACCGUUCAGGGCUUUCAGUUUCGUGACGUUUUUGGAUCCCGAAGUGGCGCAAUCGUUGUGCGGAGAGGAUCACAUCAUAAAAGGAGUUUCUGUGCACGUUUCGAAUGCUGCUCCCAAAUCUGACACGAGAGGCGGCGGCUAUAGAGGCGACAGAGGGGGUAACGGUCCUCCGAGUCGCGGCGGGGGUAGCGGCCCUGGUGGACCUGACGGUUCCGGCAUGUACAAUCAGAGAUACAAUGGGGCCGGACCGAAUCAAGGCAGUUGGGGCAACCAAGGUGGUCCGCGCGGCAACAUCGACAUGCCGAAUUUGCAAGCAUUGGGCAUCACAGGCCAAGGGCAGCAGGGUAAUAACCAAGGUAACUGCAAUCCUUUGGGGAUGGGCUUAAACGCUCUGGGUGCCCUCCCUAUGAAUCCGGCACUGGUAGCGGCUGCUCUGAAUCAAGCUGGAUGGGGUCUUAUUGGUAACCUACAAAAUCAACCUGAACCGAAUUUCAACCAAGGGUUUAACAAUGGACCCAACCCGCCCAAUCAAAACAAUCAAAAUAAUGGCGGCCGUGGCGGUAACAACCCUGGUUUUUUAAGCUGGAUGAACCAAGGUGGUGGAAACCAAAAUAAUCCAGAUGGAGGCCAAUGGAACAGACCUCCUCAGCAGAAUCAAGAUGCGAAGGGAUUUUUGAAAUAUGACUAAUUCUAGAGCUUUAAGGAAUCACUCUUAUAUAGAUCAACCGAUAGAAAACAUAAUUUUAUGUUGAAAUUUUCAUUAAAUCGUUUCUAUUUUUUAAGAAGAACCUGACAAAACCUCCGAAACUCGCAAUAUGUUGUUAGCGUAUUUUUUAUACAGAUCAAGUCGGGUAAAUGUUCGGAGUGAAAGUUUGUUUUUUGGGGUUUUGUCGACUCACUUUUGUUGUUAAGUGUGCGUUUUAUUAUAAACAUUUAAGCAUGGACAUUGGAUUGUGUGUAUUUAUAUAUAAUUUUUUUUGAAUGUAAGAAAUGGAGAGUUAGGUUUUGUACAAUAACAUUUUCUUUUUGAAGAAAUUGUAGACUCUAUGCCUUAUCAAUAUAUGAAUUAAACGAGA
Messenger RNA from Psylliodes chrysocephalus, 1929 nucleotides. Lineage: Eukaryota; Metazoa; Arthropoda; Insecta; Coleoptera; Chrysomelidae. The record is from the annotation of a GenBank genome assembly.